Messenger RNA from Sclerotinia borealis F-4128, 2622 nucleotides. Lineage: Eukaryota; Fungi; Ascomycota; Leotiomycetes; Helotiales; Sclerotiniaceae. The record is from the annotation of a GenBank genome assembly.
AUGGCACCAACGAGCGCGGACCCCCAAGAUCUCAAGCUCAUCCUCAAUCCCGCACGCCGACGAGCUCUCAAUAUUCUAAUCGGUUCCAUCACAGAACUCAUGCGCAAAACCAUCACGCACUCCUUUUCCAACCGGGAAAAUCAGCCUUAUAAUAAUAAUAAUAAUAAGUCAUCGGAGUCUAAUUCGAAUUCCUCACCCCCCUCAAUAACCCCCAACGUUACCCCCAACCCCUCAGACUCAAACAACGACCCCUCAAUCGCCCGUCAAAACCAUCUCGAAAACCGUCUCAACCAAAACCUCUCCACACCCAAAUUGCUCGCUCUAGAAGCCGCCGCUCUAAAAUACUUCGACACGUGGCGCGACUCCAUCAUCGCACAACUCGGACACAUUCUCAACUCUCCCGAAGAUCCCCGCGCUAAUCAAAAGCGCAAAGAACUGCUCGCUUCGAGACCUCCCCCUCCCUAUACCUAUACCCCUUCCCCAAGUCCCCAUGAAAACAAUGAAAAUAACGAACCCAGCCAAGAUAUCCUCACGUUUCAAUCCCUGUACCCGCCAAUCCCCACCCGUUUAAUCACCAUUAGCCUCCAAGACCGCACGCACAUCAUCUCCAGCCUACUGAUCCUGAUCCUCUCCCUCGGAACCUAUUCAGCGCACUCCCGCACCCUGCUCUGCCACCUAACCUCCUCUCUUUCCCUCCCCCCACACCUCCUCACGCACGAAGAAAUCCAAACCUCGCGCCUCCUCCUCCUUGCAUCCAAAGAAGGCGCCGUCCCCAAUGCUGACGCUGAAACCUCUGCGCGCGCCCAAUCCAACACAUCGUCCCGACGCUGGAAAGUCGGUCUCGCAUCUGUUGCGGGCGCAGCUCUAAUCGGUGUAACGGGUGGACUGGCUGCUCCCGUCGUAGCAGGUGCUAUUGGGGGACUCAUGGGCUCGGUUGGUCUUGGGGGUCUUGCGUCUUUGCUGGGCGUCUUUUGUAUGAAUGGUGCGUUGGUGGGUGCGUUUUUCGGGGCCUAUGGGGCGCGCAUGACGGGGGAAAUGAUGGAUAAAUAUGCGCGGGAGGUGGAGGAUUUUAAAUUUUUGGAUGUCAAUGAGGAGUGGGGAGAACAUAGUACGAAAGAGGAGGGAGAUGUGGAGAAGAGGAGGUUGAGGGUUCUGAUUGGGGUUAAUGGGUGGGUGGAUGAUCCGAGGGAUAUUGUGAAGCCGUGGCGGAAACUCGCGGGCCAGUAUUCGAGGGGAGAUGUUAAGGAUGAGGAUUUGGGGCAUGGAUGUGAGAUUUUUGCGUUGAGGUAUGAAACUAAUGCGUUGGUGGAACUGGGGAGUAGUUUGAAGGAUACGGUGGGGAGUUAUGCGUGGUCGAUUAUUAAGAUGGAAAUUUUGAAGAGGACGGUUUUGGCUACUUUGUGGGGAGCAUUGUGGCCGGUAUAUCUGCUGAAGAUGGCGACGGGAAUUGAUAAUCCGUUUGCUAGAGCUAAGAGAAGGGCCGAGAAGGCGGGGGAAGUACUGGCGGAUGCGUUAAUCAAUAGGGCGCAGGGGGAACGACCGGUCAUGCUGGUGGGAUUUUCAUUGGGAAGUAGGGUGAUAUACUCCUGUCUCCGCUCUCUAGCCGAACGUCACGCCUUCGGCCUCGUCGACAGCGUAGUCCUAAUCGGUUCACCAAUCCCGUCAUCGACUCUUUCCCUCCUUCCCCUCCGCACUGUAAUCUCCGGUCCAAUCCUCAACAUCUACAACCCCAACGAUCUUCUCCUCGCCUUCCUCUACCGCUUCAAUUCCCUCCAAUACGGCAUUUCCGGUCUCCAACCCAUCCACCACAUCGAAGGCGUCAUCAACAUCGAUCUCAGUUCCAAAAUCAGCUCCCAUUUAAAAUAUGAAGGGCUCGUUGAUAGAAUAUUGAGUACGUAUGUAUUUCCAUCCAUGAAUGAUAACGAAGGAGAAAAAUGGGAGAUUGAGAUUGAGAAAGAGGAAAAUAAUAGAGAGGAAGGGGGCAUUGUGAUGGUGGAUGGGGAGGUAAAAGGAAGAGAGAAAAUGAUCGACGAGAAAGAAGAAGAGCUAUUGAUUGAUUUCGGGGAGGUGGCGGAGUUAGAAGCACCUGUUCCAAUGAUGUUUGGUCAAUCGAAUGUUAGGUGUUCUGCUGUCUCUUCAGUUACGUCGUAUAGUAUGGAUCAUUUGAUGGGCUCGCCACCACCAACUCCUGCCGAAAAUGUUACAAGUACGACAAACACUCACCUCACUCUAUCUCCAAACGAUACCAAACUUCCCAAUAUAAUCACAACUACAACCCCGCUCGCCAUCUCCAGCAUCGGCACCCCCUCCUCGCCCUCCUCGCCCACUCCCUCCCACCAUUCAACCUCCGAAGACGAAGGAGCUAUCCAAAUGAUCGAUCACGAUAACGACGAAGACGUAGACGUAGACAUACAAAUCCAUAUCUCUGGAGCCAUCCCAAAAGUCGGGGGUAUCCCAACAUCAUCAAGGAACGAAUCUGGAAAGAUCGAGAAAGGCAUGAGUGGACUGGAAGUAAACGAGCGAGAUAUCGAUUACGUGAAACAUCAUUUUUCCAUGGAGCAGAAGAGCCUGAGUUCGUUACCUAGAGAGAGAAAGAAGGCUGGCGAUUUUGGGUUGUUUUGA